AUGCAUUAUUUCCGUUUCUACCCUAUUCAAAAUUUAAAACCGACAGCAAAAGACGGUGUUACGAAAAGUAAUCCGAGUAAAAGGCACAGGGAAAGGCUCAAUGCUGAACUUGAUACACUUGCAAGUCUUUUACCAUUCGAACAAAAUAUUCUAUCAAAAUUAGACAGGUUAUCAAUAUUAAGGUUAUCAGUGAGUUAUCUAAGAACCAAAAGCUACUUCCAGGAUGACCUUCAUCACGAUCAUCAGUAUAGGCAUAGAGAAUUAACAACAUUAGAUCAUAACAUUUUGGACGGUGAUAUGUUCCUUCAGGCUUUAAAUGGUUUCCUCCUUAUUUUGUCAUGUGAAGGAGAAGUUUUCUUUGCUACACACAGCAUCGAAAGUUACCUAGGCUUCCAUCAGUCUGAUAUUGUACAUCAAUCUGUUUACGAACUCGUUCAUUCGGAAGAUCGUGAAGAAUUACAGAGACAACUUUUAUGGAAUUCUUUUCUUCCACCCGAUAGCGGAAGUAUGGGAUUGGGAGAAGCAUUAUCACCAGAACAUUAUCAUUUACUUGAAAGAUCUUUUACAGUACGAUUUAGAUGUCUUUUGGAUAACACUUCUGGUUUUUUGAGGUUAGAUAUAAGGGGUAGAAUAAAAAUUCUUCACGGACAAAAUAGAAAAACGGAAGAGCCUCCUUUAGCACUUUUUGCAAUUUGCACACCAUUUGGACCUCCAUCUCUUUUAGAAGUUCCGCAAAAAGAAGUCAUGUUUAAAAGCAAACAUAAAUUGGAUUUAGCACUUGUUUCAAUGGAUCAAAGAGGAAAAAUGCUUUUAGGGUAUUCCGAUGCUGAAUUAGCUAAUAUGGGGGGCUACGAUUUGGUACAUUAUGAUGAUCUUGCCUACGUAGCGAGUGCUCAUCAAGAACUUUUAAAAACCGGAGCUUCUGGCAUGAUAGCAUACAGAUUUCAAACUCAAAAUGGUCAAUGGCAAUGGUUGCAAACGUCUUCUAGAUUGGUGUACAAAAAUUCUAAACCGGACUUUGUGAUAAGCACUCACAGACCGUUAAUGGAAGAAGAAGGACGAGAUUUAUUAGGAAAAAGAACGAUGGAUUUUAAAGUUAGUUAUUUGGAUGCCGGUCUGUCCAACAGUUAUUUUUCAGAUUCUGAUCAGUUAAUCGGAUCAUCUCCGAACAGUGGAACAACAACAACAACUACACCUCAAAGAGUGAAUCGACGUUAUAAAACGCAACUUAGAGACUUUUUAUCUACCUGUCGAACAAAACGUAAAAUUCAAUCGCAAACUACUCCAACAGUAACAACGACUAGCCCUGCAACCACUGUAGAAUAUGUUCCACCACCUGAAACUGUUUACUCAAAUCUAAAUCCCGUUUAUACGACAGGAUAUUCGGAUACAAGUUACAUGGGUCACACCGUUUCUAGUAAUUUUCAACAUUCUCUUUAUCCCGUCGAUAAUCGUUUUCUUUCUACCGGAGAACUUUUUCACCAAUAUGCAACAAGAAGCUACUAUCCAGAUUAUUCAACACCUUAUAAUGGCUUCCUGCCAGCUUAUGAAACUCCCGUUUUGGCAAAAGAUCCUUGUCAAAGUUUAGACCAAAGUAAAUACACAACAGUCGUCGAUGCUCGAGGCUACGUGGUAUCGAGUCCGAGAUGUUUAGACUCGACGGGAUACGUCAUGACUAGUGAUAUAUCAUUAGGAAAACAUUAUACGACAGCAACAACCCCUGCAAAACAAUCUCCUGCGUCGAAUUCGGCAGGAUCUUCCCCAACGACGACCACAAAUGGUAUAAUAACUCCUAAAAUAGACGAUAUGAAGACUGAUGUCACCGGUCACAUGCAUUAUUCACCGACCGCGGCACAAGAAAGGCAAACUGUUCUCAUGUGGGGUAGCACAGGAUCAAAUAAUCGCUCCACUCCAAAUAAAUCUUUAACAAACGGAACUUCGUACGGACCUGAAAGCGGAGUAGAUCCACUCAAAUCUUUGGCUGAAAUGAAUUCGACGGGAGAUGGUACAUGCAAGUGGCAAAGCAGUUUAGGAAAAGGAGAACCGAUCAGUCCGACAAGAAUAGCCAGUCCGAAGCGUUACCAAGAUCCUGCUGCUGGAGAGGUAUACCACCAGCACCAUCAGUACCAGUAUCACCAGUAUUACCCUUACACACCGUACCACCAUCACGCAACCCAAUCAGAACCCGGAGGGUACCCCCAGAUAAAUCGGACCGGAGUCCUUUGCUGUCCAUCUCUGAGGUGA
This is a messenger RNA of Pediculus humanus corporis (human body louse), 2244 nucleotides long. RefSeq names its product aryl hydrocarbon receptor, putative. The record is from RefSeq and is a predicted model, not a curated record. Gene Ontology annotation, cellular component: nucleus; aryl hydrocarbon receptor complex. Lineage: Eukaryota; Metazoa; Arthropoda; Insecta; Psocodea; Pediculidae. Gene Ontology annotation, molecular function: transcription cis-regulatory region binding; nuclear receptor activity; protein dimerization activity. The transcript is spliced from 8 exons. The coding region runs from base 1 to 2244 and encodes 747 amino acids. Gene Ontology annotation, biological process: regulation of transcription by RNA polymerase II.